Molecule: messenger RNA, 1054 nt
Organism: Triplophysa dalaica
Lineage: Eukaryota; Metazoa; Chordata; Actinopteri; Cypriniformes; Nemacheilidae
Gene: ptges3b
Product: prostaglandin E synthase 3b (cytosolic)
Exons: 8
Coding region: 154-630 (158 amino acids)
Biological process (GO): telomerase holoenzyme complex assembly; prostaglandin biosynthetic process; protein folding
Cellular component (GO): cytosol; nucleus
Molecular function (GO): prostaglandin-E synthase activity; protein-folding chaperone binding; Hsp90 protein binding
Source: RefSeq, a predicted model, not a curated record
GGGACGAGCGGAAGCUCUAGGAAGGUUCAACUCGCGCUGGAGGCGUGGCCUGAAGUCCCGCCCACGCUUAUCCGGGUGACACAGAGGAAAGCAAGAAGAACCCGGGAGAAUAUACCAGAAAUAUCUUCACCCGCUUCCACGUCAACUAAAGUCAUGCAACCGGCAGCCGCUAAGUGGUACGACGAACGGGACUGUGUCUACGUCGAGUUCAUUGUGGAGGACAGCAAGGAUGUUAAAGUAAACUUUGAAAAAUCUAAAUUUGGUUUCAGUUGUCUCAGUGGAACUGAUAAUACUCAGCACUCAAAUGAAAUUGACCUCUUUGAUGCUAUUGAUAAAGAGGAGUCCAAACACAGGCGCACAGACCGGUCAGUCUUGUGCUAUUUACGGAAAGCAGUGCCUGGGAAAUCAUGGCCAAGAUUAACAAAAGAGAAGGGAAAGAUUAACUGGCUUAGUGUUGACUUCAACAACUGGAAAGACUGGGAGGAUGAAUCUGAUGAAGAUUUGUCCACCAAUGAUCGCUUUUCAGAUAUGAUGAACAACAUGGGAGGAGAGGAUGACUUACCUGACCUAGAUGGAGCAGAUGAUGAAUCAGUAGAUAGCGAUGAUGAAAAAAUGCCUGAUCUAGAAUAAAGGGACUGGUACCUUGUGGAUAGACAGACAAGGGGAGGGAAAUAAAAUGAAAAGAGGGAGCCGUCACAAAAUGGUACAUGAUCUAAAAUAGAGCAAAGCAGUAGUCUACGUACAAGACCUGUGGAUUCAUAAACAUCACCUCUGUCCACUCAGUGGCUGCACUCCAGAAGGUUGACAUCCUUCCGCUGGGAGUUAAUAUCCAUAUUGCUGUACAGAGCUUCUUUGUCCCUCUCCUAAUGAACAGUCCUGGUUUUUUGUUUGUUUGUUUAAUUUUAAUCUGUUGUACUACAAACGUCAAGUAUACCUAAACUGUUCUGAAAAUCUGCACUGUAUUCGUAUUUUUCAACUGAUAAGCAAUAGGUGUGAUGAAAAGUUCCUUUUUUAUUGUAAGGCAUUGUAAUUAAAAUAAAAAGUAAAAUCAUUA